UGAAGUCCACACCAGCUGCCGGCUGAGGCUGGUGUUCCUGCAGCCCCUGCAGGCUGCGAGGUGCACCAGCGCUCAGCUGACAAGGUAAACAAACAUCACGCUACAUUAAGAGGCCCACAACUCGAACUUAUACUGGAUCCCAAGGAUCAUCGUAGCCCUCAACAAGUUUACAACAUAAGAUACAAAAAGUCAGAUUUGACAGACAUCUUAGUCAUCCCUUCAGAAUGCCCCAAGGAAAUGAAGACAAUGACAAUGAGUGUCUUACUUGUCAUAGGAGAGGGGGUGAGCUCUGCAUUGACUUGAAGCCUGUACUUCUUUCUAUGAGAAAAUGUGAAGGAGAAAGAGGAUUCAACACAUCUGGACUGUCCUAAGGGUACCACAGUGCUGCCAGAUGCUGAUGAUAUGCCCAUGUUAGUUGGGGAGGAUGAAGAGGUGCCAGAUCUGGUUGAAGCUCUACACCUUCCCCGUGUUCCUGUCACAAUUCUCUCUGGUUAUCUUGGUGCUGGCAAGACCACACUCCUGAAUUACAUCCUCACACAGCAACAUAACAAAAAGAUAGCUGUCAUACUCAAUGAAUUUGGUGAAGGAAGUUCCCUAGAGAAGAGUCUGAAUGUGGGACAUGGAGGGGAGUUGUUUGAGGAGUGGUUGGAGCUGCGGAAUGGCUGUCUCUGCUGCUCUGUCAAGGAUAACGGUGUCAAGGCCAUAGAAAACCUCAUGAAGAAAAGAGGCAAGUUUGACUACAUUCUCUUGGAAACUACGGGACUAGCAGACCCAGGUCCCAUUGCGUCGCUCUUCUGGGUGGACAAACAACUCGAGAGUGAAGUCUAUCUUGAUGGUAUCAUCACCGUGCUGGACGCCAAGUACGCCGAAAAGAAUAUCACCGAAAAAAAACCAGAAGGAGUGGUUAACGAGGCUGUGAGGCAGGUGGCUCUGGCAGACCUAUUGAUCCUGAACAAGACAGAUCUUGUGGACCAGCAGCAGCUGCAGCAGGUGUCACAGUUAGUCAGAACAAUCAACAGAUCAGCAGAGAUUGUCCAUACUCACCGAUGUAGAGUUGACUUAGACAAGCUGCUUGAUCUUCAUGCCUAUGACAAGUUUGGUGCUGAUGAAUAUGAGCGUACCCUCAGCACCCGCUUCGAGGAGGACCUGCCCCAUUUGGAUCAGCGGGUAGGAACUGUUACUCUUGAGGUGGAAGGCAGCCUGACACCUGCCAGCCUGGACACCCUUGUAGAGGUGCUGCUGUGGGAACGUUCUCUCACUACAUCUGCUGGACAUCACCCUGUUAUCUACCGUAUGAAGGGAAUCCUGUCAGUAGUGGGUGAAGAUAACAAGAUGAUGAUACAAGCAGUACAGGAGCUGUAUGAAGCAGAGCCUGUUGACCCAUGGCCACUGCACUGUCCAAGAUCAUGCAAGUUUGUAUUUAUCGGGGAGCAUCUGGAGCAAGGUAGCCUGCAGCAGUUUCUUCAAUCCCUGAUGGUGGAGGUGCCCAGUGGAGUGCCUUAAAGAGAGAUGCUGUGAUGUGUUGUUUGAUUUACCUUCCUUUCCUGCUUAAUCUUCAUUACUCCUGUGUGUGUGUGUGUGUGUGUGUGUGUGUGUGUGUGUGUGUGUGUGUGUGUGUGUGUGUGUGUGUGUGUGUGUGUGUGCAAGGAGGUUUAUUGUGCUGCUUUCUUGUGUUUUAUGUGUAAUUAUCCACAAUUGUUGAGGCUCAUGAACAUACUUGAUGACCACCAGUUAUUAUCCUCAGCUCUCUGAGAGAGCUUAGGUUUCAUAAAGUUCAAUCUCUAUGCAAGGCUAUGACUUUUUGUUUUGUAUGUAUGAGGGAGAACAACCAUGAGCACAAAAAGAAAGGGAGAAAAGUCAACAAUUUGCCAAAAGAAAAAGGAGGGAAUUUUUCAAAACAGCCAAUUUAAUUCUGAGUUCAAGUUAUAAGAAAUGGGGAAAAACAGAAAUGUAUAGUUCUAGAGUUUACUACUGAAAAGGAUGAAAGAAUGGAGAUAUUGCAUUUGUGAGAUGGAUAGUAUAAUGGUAAGUUAAAAGUCUUGUUGAGCAAGGCUGUGAGAGGGGAUAGGUAUGCACCUAUAAAGUUCAGAAAAAUGGAAAUAAUUAUUGAAGAUACCAAGAGAUAAAGAAUAGCAGUGGAAUGAGAUUAUAGACAGUCACUUACAGGAAGUAGUUAAUGAAACAAGGUUUUAACUCUACGUUGCUUAGUAAGACUGUGUGAGAGGAGUCCCACAAUACAAGGACAAAUAAGGUUCUUCUAGAUUAAGCAUCUUGGAGGAGUAGGAAAAUUGGCAUUAGCAACACAGAAAACAACUAAGUAGAAGCUGCUUUGGCAAGAGGAGAUAUGUAAAAUUUCAUAUGCAAUAUGCCUUUCAUUUUGGUCAUUUUGGUAGCUGUUUGCUCAGCAGCAGAAGUCUAUAGUAUCAGAGAUAGACAUAAGCUUCAACCUGCUAAGUGACUAGCAAGAAAAUGACCACUUACAUAAAAAUAUAAGAAAACAAGGAAAGCUACCAGGCCUACAUAUGGCAGUAAUAGUGACCGUGUGUGAGGGAUGAAUGAACCCCUAUAUGUCUCAGCAUGGUGUUGUUUAUGAAUGCAUCUCAAAAUGUGAAAAAUGUAUACUACCUCUGUUUAUGACACAGUCCUUAACUGUUUAAUGUAAACAUAAUCAUCUGGUGUGAAGAGAAUGUUUUAUAUAUAAAAGUUAAAAGUUUGGA
This is a messenger RNA of Scylla paramamosain (green mud crab), 2717 nucleotides long. RefSeq names its product zinc-regulated GTPase metalloprotein activator 1-like. Lineage: Eukaryota; Metazoa; Arthropoda; Malacostraca; Decapoda; Portunidae. The transcript is spliced from 15 exons. Bases 403 to 1503 code for a protein of 366 amino acids. The record is from RefSeq and is a predicted model, not a curated record. Gene Ontology annotation, cellular component: cytoplasm.